AUGGUAACGACGCUCGGCCCAAAGAUGGCGGCCGAGUGGGGUGAAGGAACGGGCUUCUCGGGUUCAGGCCCGGGCCCUGACUGCGGGCGCUGGAGAGGUUCUUUGUGGGUCCGAGGCGUCUUACUCCUGUUGGGCGGGCUCUGGGCAAGCGCCACAUCUAUUCCUGUCUCCUUGGGCAGUUCCCCUCCCUGCCAGCACCACGUCCCCUCUGACACUGAGGUCAUAAAUAAGGUCCAUCUUAAAGCAAAUCAUGUUGUAAAAAGAGAUGUUGAUGAACAUUUAAGAAUCAAGACUGUCUAUGAUAAAAGUAUUGAAGAGUUGCUCCCUGAGAAAAGAUACCUUGUAACGAACAAACUUUUUCCACAAGCUAUUUCUUAUUUAGAGAAGACUUUUCAGGUUCGUAGACCUGCGGGCACAAUCUUACUUAGCAGACAAUGUGCAACAAACCAAUACCUACGGAAGGAUAAUGAUCCCCAUAGAUACUGUACUGGAGAAUGUGCAGAGCACACAAAAUGUGGCCCAGUUAUAGUACCUGAGGAGCACCUCCAGCAAUGCAGGGUCUGCCGUGGGGGUAAGUGGCCCUGUGAAGCAGUGGGUGUGCAAGACCAAGAGGGCAUCCUGGAUGCAGACUUUGUUCUUUAUGUUGGUGCUCUGGCCACUGAGAGGUGCAGCCAUGAAAACAUCAUCUCUUAUGCAGCCUAUUGCCAGCAGGAAGCAAAAAUGGACAGGCCAAUAGCAGGAUAUGCUAACCUGUGUCCAAAUAUGAUCUCUACCCAGCCUCAGGAGUUUGUUGGGAUGCUGUCCACAGUGAAACAUGAGAUUAUUCAUGCCCUGGGUUUCUCUGCUGGGCUAUUUGCAUUCUACCAUGAUAAAGAUGGAAAUCCUCUAACUUCAAGAUUUGCAGGUGGUCUCCCACCUUUUAAUUACAGUCUUGGAUUAUAUCAAUGGAGUGAUAAAGUAGUUCGAAAAGUGGAGAGAUUAUGGGAUGUUCGAGAUAAUAAGAUAGUUCCUCACACUGUAUAUCUUCUAGUAACACCUCGUGUUGUCGAUGAAGCACGAAAACAUUUUAACUGUCCAAUACUGGAGGGAAUGGAACUUGAAAAUCAAGGUGGUAUGGGCACUGAGCUCAACCAUUGGGAAAAGCGGUUAUUAGAGAAUGAAGCAAUGACAGGUUCACACACGCAGAACCGAGUCCUGUCUCGAAUCACUCUGGCAUUAAUGGAGGACACUGGCUGGUACAAGGCGAAUUACAGCAUGGCUGAGAAGUUAGACUGGGGCCGAGGAAUGGGCUGUGACUUUGUCAGGAAGAGCUGUAAAUUCUGGAUUGAUCAGCAGAGACAAAAGAGGCAGAUGCUGAGCCCUUACUGUGACACGCUCAGAAGUAAUCCAUUGCAGCUAACCUGCAGGCAGGACCAGAGGGCAGUUGCAGUGUGUAAUUUGCAGAAGUUUCCGAAACCUUUACCUCGAGAGUACCAGUACUUUGAUGAACUCAGUGGAAUACCUGCAGAAGAUUUGCCUUAUUAUGGUGGUUCAGUAGAAAUUGCUGACUACUGCCCUUUCAGUCAGGAAUUCAGCUGGCAUUUAAGUGGCGAAUAUCAGCGCAGCUCAGAUUGUAGAAUAUCAGAAAAUCAACCAGAUCUUUUUAAAAACUAUGGUGCUGAAAAGUACGGACCUCAUUCAGUUUGUCUAAUUCAGAAGUCAGCGUUUGUCAUGGAAAAGUGCGAGAGGAAGCUGAGUUACCCAGACUGGGGGAGUGGAUGUUAUCAGGUUUCUUGUUCUCCACAAGGUCUGAAGGUUUGGGUCCAGGACACUUCAUAUUUGUGUAGUCGGGCCGGGCAAGUCCUCCCUGUGAGUAUUCAGAUGAACGGCUGGAUUCAUGAUGGAAACCUGCUCUGCCCGUCGUGUUGGGACUUCUGUGAGCUCUGUCCUCCAGAAACAGAUCCGCCAGCUACUAACUUGAGCCGAGCUCUACCACUGGAUCUCUGUUCCCGUUCCUCUAGCCUGGUGGUCACCCUCUGGCUUCUGCUGGGCAAUCUAUUUCCUCUGCUGGCUGGAUUUCUUCUGUGUGUAUGGCACUAGGAAUGGAAAAGUGGAUUCUCAAGACAUUCCUUUGUGUCAUGUUCCUCUGAACAAAGCACAAAAUCUGGGUGAGUGAGAGCCUAUGAAGACGGCGGAAGUGGCAUUCCUGACUUCGGCUUGGCAGCGUUGACCACGAUCAGAGCGUGAAGCAGAGCUUCCCCUCAGUCACUCUUCAGCAGCCCAACAGCCUCAGAGCCUGGAGAGGAGGGAAUGCCAAGUUACCAAGUCUCUUUAGUUUUUAAGAUACACAACUUUCCUGAAGUUUUCUUUUGAAAAGGAAAUAAUCAGUGACAUUUUCGGAGUGAUUACAUACCUCAGCAUUUUCAUUAACCUAAAAUGAUAAGGAGUUCAUCAACACUGCAGUAAUUUAAAGAACAGCUAAUUAUUGCAAGAUUGUAAGCUGUGGAUCCUGUCCUCAAAAGUAUAGAUUGUCUUUUGACUUCAAGAAAAUAAUUGAAUUGGGAUUUCUACAUCACUGUUGUACCUGUUUUGAAUUUAAUGGCUAUACAUGGUACCCUAAAAUCAUUGUUGUCAUUGUUCUAAAAAGUUUUUUGUAAUUAUGUUUUGCUGAAUCUUAUGAUGUAACCAUGCUUACCUUUUUCAAACCAGCUGUGUGGCCAUUACCCCUGAACCGUUGUGUGCUGGUAGCUCUCUUCCACCUGUGUCUGUGCUUAGUGCUCUUCUGUGCUCAGCUUCCAACUAUAUUCUCCGUUAAGUUAAUAAUGACUUGAAAAACUGUGGACGCAGAGAGAGAAAGAUUCUCUGCCCUGUAAAGACAUUGAAGACAUGCAAACAGAAGAAAACCUAUUUUAUGUUUUUCAGAUAAUAGUUAUGACAACUGUAAUCCGACAAAAGCAGAACUAUUCCUUUUUGACCAAUGGAGAUAAAAAGAAAUUCUGGUGUAGACAGGUGUGCAGUUACUUUCAAGUGAGCUUAGAAAUUGUUACAGAAGAAUUUCUACUAUCUGAAAAUUAUUUUGUAUAUAAGAAGAAGAAUAUAAGCAAAACAAGAUGGUCUGAAUUGUUUACUGAUAGCAAAGUGUAGGUUUGGUGUAGGGUCUGUCCAGUAGGGUCCACUUUACCGCACAACAUAUGACAGUUCACAGAAGUCAGAAGAUUGCCUCUGCUUUAGAAGGAAGCGAUGUCCUUUACCUCCUGUGUUCGACACUCCUUCUGUUACUACACAGACUCUGGGCCCCAGAAGCGAUUCUGCUCUGCUGCCGGAGCUUAUACUAACCCCGCUUAGUAAUUCCAGUUAGAAAUUCUUUAAUGAUAAGUGAUGCACAGUUUUUUCUCUCUAAAGUCCUCUAGCAUUAUAAACAUGGUCCUUGGACAAACAUUUAUUCAUUCAUUCAUUCAUUCGUGCAUUCAUUGUUUGGCCCUUUAACUCAGCAUAUAGUUAUUGAGCACUCCAUUUAAGAAAUUGUGCUAAGUAGCAAGCAGCAUAAUUAGUGAGGAGUAAUUCCAACUGACUGUUUGGCAUUGGAGCCAAACUGCAACGCCAGUAUAAAGGAAAGUCACCUUUUUCUAAUGCAUCAAUUUAAAAUACCUGUUUGCAUGUGGUUUUAAGUUGGAGGUAUUUACCGUUGUGAAAAGCCGGGAAUCUCUAGCAUGGCCAACUUCAGCUACAGAGAAGCUAGUAGUAAUGGUGUCAGGCCAGUGCUCGGUUUUCCUCCCAUGUCAUGCAAACUUUAAAUUGUGCAAGGUCAGAGAAAAGUGUAGAGUAUAUUUUUAAAGAAAAUUAUAAAAAUCUAAACUUAUAUACCUAUUGUGAUUAUGAAUCAUCUUGUAAAGUUGUAUAAAGAAUUUCACCAAAAAUACUAUGGAUUAAUAAUAUAUUUGAGAUUCACAGUGAUAGGUUCAAUUAUAUUUUGAACGUUGUGCAGUAAUGCCAUUUAGGUAGCAUUGUUUCCGAGCAUGGUGCUUUUUAUACUUGAAAUAUAUUUUUUGCUUUAUUUUUUAUUGAUAUAAAUAUAUUUGCACUAAUGACUUUCUGGAGAAAAUAUUAUAGAUGACAUUUUUUCUAUAUAUAUUUAUUAAACUUGGAAUCUGGUAGCCCAGUGUUUUCUCUGCACGAAUAUGAAACUUGAUAAAGUAUGAUGUUAAGAAAUCUUGAGUUUCUGAGGGUAGCUGACUGUGCUGGUGUCUUCCUUCCUCUUGACCAAGUCUCGAAAGUGGUUAUCACUGAUUCUGCAUAGUAUAUUCAGUGAAGAUUUAGAGGGCCACUGAACCUGAAAGAAAUUUUGAGGCGUGUUUCAGUCACUUAGAAUAUAGCAAUAUUCUAAAAACAAAGACUUUUAAAAUCCGAGAUUUCCGUGCAGAAUUGAGUGGGCUAGAAUUCAGCUUAGAACUGAAGAAUAUGAAAUAGCCUGAAUGUUGGUAUCCUGAGGCAGGUGACGCCCUUGAGGUUAACAGGACUAGUUCACUGAGGAAGAGACCAGCAGCCUGCAGCCAGGGUGGAGGUGAGGUGAGCGGAGAGGGAGCCCGGGAAGGGGCUGGUUUGGGGAUAGGAGACUGGAGACCCUUUCUGACUCAAAAAGGGUCAAGUGCUUAUAAAAACUGACUACCUCAGUUUUCAGUUCAGACUUAGGUUCAUUUUGAUAGUAUUAAGGUCCCAAUUGUCAAAAUUAUCAAGUGAAUUUGUCUCUCAGGUUUUCAAGAACAGAAUUUACAAGAAGGAAACAAAAGCCAUGUCAGCAGACUUGAGCUGGCAGCUUUAGAGAAACUGGCUAGCAGUUAGGUCCUCUGAGUGGAGACCCCUCUAAUAUUCUCCUGGAAAACAUCCUUUCCCUUUCUUCUUUCUUAAGGAUACUUAUUUUUGUUAAGACCAAAUAGACAUUCUAAAAAUGUUAUAAAUUAUGCUUAAAAUUAGUUUUAGCCUGAUACGUUGGCUUAGAGUUUUAUCAAUAUUUGAAGAUAAAACAUAAAUUAAUUAAGUUUAAAUAGUUUUAGGAAGAUACAUAAGUAAGUAUACCAGAGACUGCAUAAAAUUUUAUCAACAUUCUCUUCAAUAUUAGAAGACUCCCUGAUUAAGGCCAUCUGUAAAAUGACUUGAUGCUUUCUCAGAAUCUUUCCAGCUCUAAUAUUCCACGGCUAAUACUCCUCCAGAAUGGCUAGGUCACCACUGGCUCUGUCUGACCCACCUCCUGGAGGAGGCCAGCUUGCACGUCAUGUUCAUCGCAGUGUCUUGUGCUCGAUGUCUUAGCGCUGUCCAUGUUCUUGAACACUGAAUGAAGAGAAGAGCCCGUCUCGGAGGGCGCUUGAGUAGCCCUGGCAGGAGGAGGUGGACGUCAGUCACAGCCCCACAGACCCGUUUCAUAGUGGGCACCAGUCAUUCGAGCCAUGUCCUUGCAGCUGGGGAGGACUAACACUUAAACCAAGUCUGCUAUUCAUCCUGAAGAAAGAACUUACCUGAAUGGAAGACCUUCUUUUGGAUCCAUUUAGUCAGGGUUGGGGAGGGAGUGGUGAAUUAUUUUCUUUUAUGUUUACGUUUUUAAUAAAUAAAAUAGAAGAUUUAAUAACUAAUCUUUAUUUAUGGUAUUGAACUUUAAGUGUAAUAUACUCCUUAGAAAAAUGUAACUUUAAUAAAAAUGGAAACUAA
Molecule: messenger RNA, 5679 nt
Organism: Equus quagga
Lineage: Eukaryota; Metazoa; Chordata; Mammalia; Perissodactyla; Equidae
Gene: LMLN
Product: leishmanolysin like peptidase
Exons: 17
Coding region: 1-2079 (692 amino acids)
Biological process (GO): cell adhesion; proteolysis
Cellular component (GO): cytoplasm; membrane
Molecular function (GO): metalloendopeptidase activity
Source: RefSeq, a predicted model, not a curated record